AUGUCGUUAGCGUUGGUCGUACGUGAAAAUAAAAAACUCGUUGUCGAGACACUCGAUAUACCUAAAUAUGGGCCAAAGGAUCUGUUAAUCAAAGUCACUCAUGUUGCACAGAAUCCUACCGACUGGAAACACGUUCACUUUGAUUUGGCUAAACCUGGUUCUAUUGUCGGUUGUGAUUUUGCUGGGGAAGUUGUUGCUGUUGGUGAUGCAGCUGUAGGAAAUUAUAUACAAGGCGAACGUGUAGCCGGUUGUGUUCAUGGUGGUCUCGAUCCUAAAUUUGGCAUUCGCGGGUCAUUUUGCGAAUAUAUUGUUCAAGAGGCAUCGCUCGUCUUUCGUUAUCCAUCAAUGAUGAGUCCUGAAGCUGCUACAACACUUUCACUUGCGUGUAUUACAGCAGCCUUAGGUCUCUUUCACAAACUAGGCCUACCUCUACCACCUGCGACGUGCGGAGCAUCUGUUUUAGUUUGGGGAGGAAGUACAAGCGUCGGUCAAUACGCUAUUCAACUAGCCAAAGCAGCAGGUUGCUUUGUGGUAGCGACAGCAUCGUCAGCUCGUCAUGAGUACUUGAAAGGACUCGGCUGUAAUGCUUGUUUCGAUUACAAAGAUCCAAAUGUAGUAUCACAAAUCAAACAAGUCACAAACGGUACUUUGGCAUACGCUAUCGAUUGUGUUUCGGAAGCCGAAUCAAUUCGACGAGUGUGUGCAACACUGACCGGUAAAAAUCCGCAGGUAGCCACUGUCCUACCUGGCUUACAGAACGAAAUUCCAUCUCACAUCAAAGAGCACGGUAUUUUGAUGUACACAAUCUUCGGACGUCCAAUGAACGUCUUUGGUCUAGACUUCGAUGCGGUUCCUGAAGACAAAGCAUUUGCCGAGAAAUUCUACCGACUUCUUACCAAUGUCUUAUUACCUCGAGGUCUAGUAAAACCGAACAAAGCAACUAAACUGCCCGGUGGACUCAGUGGAAUCGAAGAAGGAUUCAAAAAAAUGAUGGAGAAUAGAGUAGCAGCUGAAAAGCUCGUCUACGCCAUUGCUGAAACAACGAAACCAUAA
Adineta ricciae is the source of this 1053-nucleotide messenger RNA. The record is from the annotation of a GenBank genome assembly. Lineage: Eukaryota; Metazoa; Rotifera; Eurotatoria; Adinetida; Adinetidae.